CAACGUCCAAGGCUCAGCAUCGGGGGAGAUCACAGCAGUGGGUGGGUUGUGUUGUUUGAACACUCCUCAGAUCCAAGUUUGAGUCCUGCGAGACAUUUUUGCUAUUCCCAGAUUUGGGAAUCCAUAAAUCUCCCCUCUGUCUCCUUCUCCAUCAAUCUCUUUUACAAUCCUCUCAAGAUGAAAAGAAAAGAACCCACUCAUUCAGAAUAUCCGAUCCACAAGCCCUCUUCCUCAUCGACCUCUCCACAUGUAAGUGAUUAUGAAGGCGGAACCAAAAGGCCGAAGGGAAAUGAUUACGAAGUGUUCUUGAGCUUCAGAGGGGAAGACACUCGCAAAGGCUUCACUGAUUAUCUCUAUACUAGCCUUGUCGAUGCAGGAAUUCAUGUCUUCAGAGAUGACAAUGAGCUCCAUGUUGGUGAGGAGAUUGGUCCAGAGCUUCUUUGCUGUAUUACAAAGUCUAUAAUCUCAAUCCCAAUUAUCUCGGAGAACUACAGUUCAAGCAAAUGGUGCCUUCGCGAGUUGGCGCAUAUGUUGAAGUGCAAGAGAAGCAAAGGGCAAAUAGUGUUGCCCAUAUUUUACAAAGUGGAACCCUCGCAGUUGCGACAUCUCACGGGGAGAUGGGCAGUUGCAAUCAAUGCACAUAAAGGGAAUUUGGGCGAGAUGGUUGUGAAGGAAUGGGAAGAAGCGCUUGAAGAAAUUAGUUCCCUAAAAGGAUGGGAAUCAGAGAAAAUUGAUAACGGGCAUGAAGGAAUAUUGGUUAAAAUUGUUGUCAGAAAAGUUAUGAGCGAGUUAAAAAGACUUUUUAUGCUACAUGUUCCUGAACAAUUGGUGGGAAUUGAUGAUCCCGUGGAAGAAAUUAUGAGCUGGAUAGAUGAUAAAUUCAAUGGUACAAGGAUUAUCGGAAUCUACGGAAUGGGCGGCAUUGGUAAGACAACUCUUGCAAAGGUGUUAUACAACAAACUCUCUAGUCAUUUUGAGUAUCUUAGCUUCAUGGCGAAUAUUCGAGAAACAUCUCAGCGUAAUGGUAUUGAAUGCAUACAAAAGCAGCUCAUUUCUGACAUAAUAAGAAGUUCUUGUGAUGUGUCUAACGUUGAUGCGGGAAUCGGAGUUAUCAAAUCUCGAUUUACAGGUAAGAAAGUCCUUAUUCUUCUCGAUGAUAUUGAUGAUUGUGCUCACUUGAAAGCUUUGGUCGGAGAUGGCAGUUGGUUUGAAACAGGAAGUAUAGUCAUCAUCACAACUAGAAAUAAGAGUAUUCUUGACAAGGCUAGGGCAGCCCACAAGUAUGAACUCAAGGAGUUGCCUUCUAAUCAAUCAUUGAUUUUAUUCAGUAGACAUGCAUUUCGAAAGGAUUCUCCUCUGAGUGAUUAUGAAGAUAUCUCUCGUGAUGUCGUAUGUACUACCGAGGGGCUUCCUUUAGCUCUUGAAGUUAUAGGCUCAUUCUUAUGUGGAAAGACAAAAGAAGCAUGGAAAGAUACAUUAAAGAAAUUGAAGAAAGUACCUCAUAAGAAAGUGCAAGAGACAUUGAGGAUAAGUUACAACGCAUUAGAUUAUGAGGACCAACAGAUAUUUUUGGAUAUUGCAUGUUUUUUUAUCGGAUCAUCUAAACAAUAUCCGACUUAUAUGUGGGAAAGUUGUGAUUUUUUCCCAAGGAAAGGGAUUGAAGUAUUGAGUCUUAUGUCCCUAAUUAAAAUUGACAAGCACGGCUAUCUAAGGAUGCAUGAUCAAUUGAGAGAUCUUGGAAGGGAAAUUGUUCGUCUAGAAAACCCGAAGGAGCCUCAAGAGCGUAGCAGAUUAUGGAUUAAUGAGGAAGCUAUGGAUGUGCUUGAAAGCAACAAGGGCACUAGCAAGAUUGAGGUCAUUCAUCUUGACAAGGGAGGAAGUUACACAGCGGAACAAUUUAAAGAACUGACCAACUUGAGGUUCCUUAAAAUGACCAAUGCGAAGUUCACCGCAGAUUUCCGAAUCGUGCUUCCUCAAUUAAGAUGGCUUGAGUGCGACGAUUGUCACUUGGAUUUAGAAGUGGCCAGCUUUCAUGCGAAGAAAUUAGUCGUGCUCGAUAUGUCGCGGACUCAAAUUUCAGAGAACUGGAGAGGAUGGGAUCCACUCAAGAUGUCAACUGAACUCAAAGUUCUCAAGCUCUCAUAUUGUCAAUCUUUGAGAAAAACUCCCGACUUGUCCGAUUUCAAAAGCUUGGAGAUUUUGAUCCUUCGAGGAUGUAACAAUCUAGAAGAGAUUCAUCAUUCUAUCAAGGAUAUCAAGACCCUCGUCUCAUUGGAUGUUAGUUGGUGUAAAAAACUGAAGAAGCUAUCGGCACGAGUGGGUAGGAUGGAAGAAUUGAGGGAGCUCUUCUUAAAUGAUACUGCUAUACAAGACAUUCCUAUUCCGAGAGAUUGUUUGAUGAAGUUGGAGAAUGCCUCCUACGAAGAUCUUGCUCAACUUCCAGAAUCUACGGACUCGAUCGAAAAGUUGGCAUCAUUGACUAAACUGGACCUAAAUGGAACAGGGAUUGAAGAAUUACCUGAAUUCAUUGGUUCUCUGAGAAUGCUCGAGACUCUUGAUGCCUCUUUUUGUGUAUCGUUAGCCUACAUACCCAGCUUCAUAGGUUCCCUCGUGUCUUUGCGGUGGUUGUCAUUACGGGGAUGCUCCUCGUUGAGGGAGAUUCCUGACUCAAUCGGAAAGUUGGUAUCAUUGACUAAACUGGACCUAUUUAAAACAGGGAUUGAAGAAUUACCUGAAUCCAUUGGUUCUUUAAGAAUGCUCGAGACUCUUGAUGCCUUUUGUUGUGUAUCGUUAACCUACAUACCCAGCUCCAUAGGUUCCCUCGUGUCUCUGCGGUGGUUGUCAUUACGGGGAUGUUGCUUGUUGAGGGAGAUUCCCGACUCGAUCGGAAAGUUGGCAUCAUUGAUUGAACUAGAGCUAUCUGCAAUAAGGAUUGAAGAAUUACCUGAAUCCAUUGGUUCUCUGAGAAUGCUCGAGACUCUUGAUGCCUCUUAUUGUGAAUUGUUAGACCGUAUACCCAGCUCCAUAGGCUCCCUCGUGUCUCUGCAGUGCUUGUCAUUAAAGGGAUGCCGCUCGUUGAGCGAGAUUCCCGACUCGAUCGGAAAGUUGGCAUCAUUGACUGAACUGGACCUAUCUGAAACUGGGAUUGAAGAAUUACCUGAAUCCAUUGGUUCUCUGAGAAUGCUCGAGACUCUUGAUGUCUCUUUUUGUGAAUCGUUAGCCUGCAUACCCAGCUCCAUAGGCUCCCUUGUGUCUCUGCAGUGCUUGUCAUUAGAGGGAUGUUGCUUGUUGAGAGAAAUUCCCGACUCGAUCGGAAAGUUGGCAUCAUUGACUGAACUGGAUCUAUCUGAAACAGGGAUUGAAGAAUUACCUGAAUCCAUUGGUUCUCUAAAAAUGCUUGAGACUCUUAAUGCCUCUUAUUGUGAAUUGUUAGCCUGCAUACUCAGCUCCAUAGGCUCCCUCGUGUCUCUGCAGUGCUUGUCAUUAAAGGGAUGCUGCUCGUUGAGCGAGAUUCCUGACUCGAUCGGAAAAUUGGCAUCAUUGACUGAACUGGACCUAUCUGAAACUGGGAUUGAAGAAUUACCUGAAUCCAUUGAUUCUCUGAGAAUGCUCAAGACUCUUAAUGCCUCUUCUUGUGUAUCGUUAGCCCGCAUACCCAGCUCCAUAGGCUCUCUCGUGUCUCUGCGGUACUUGUUAUUAGAGGAAUGCUGCUCGUUGAGAGAGAUUCCCGACUCGAUCAAAAAAUUGGAGGAUGCAGGAUGCUGGAUAUCUCGCACGAUCGCCUGAUCUUUCCAGAUCAAAACAUCUGAAGGCUAUUGUGUGUUGUGUGUUGAAAAGGGUGCCCUUUGGGGAAAUAACUUGUCAUUUGUCAUUUCAUCCUCGACACGAUACGAGCACCAGACUUCUAAAUUAUUUAUCUUUCCGCAAGUUCCGCAUUUGAAGGUAUUUUCUGCUCGUUCGCGGCCAUCUUAUAGCGUGUUUGUUUUGUUCGCACGGCUGAGUUGAACUUUUUAUCUAUCUUCUGUUUGCUUCUUCUAAUACCAGGCAUCCUGGUCCAUAUCUACGCUGUGGAAAUCACAAGACGUUGAGAGAACAAGCAGCUCUUCAAGAAACAUCCCCUCGCCUUCGACCCGUAGCCAUCUCGGUUUUCUUA
Molecule: messenger RNA, 4153 nt
Organism: Syzygium oleosum
Lineage: Eukaryota; Viridiplantae; Streptophyta; Magnoliopsida; Myrtales; Myrtaceae
Product: disease resistance protein RPV1-like
Exons: 5
Coding region: 178-3786 (1202 amino acids)
Biological process (GO): signal transduction; defense response
Molecular function (GO): protein binding; ADP binding
Source: RefSeq, a predicted model, not a curated record